AUGCUAGCACGAAACCUCACUGCCGCUUUUUCCGAACAACUCCGCACUGUCAUGAAUAAUAGCAAUAACCCCCCUCAACAGCAAGUAUUGGAAGAAAUGGCGGAGCAGAUAAAAAAUCUGCGAGAGAGAAUCGAACCCCACCAGGAUCUAUCAAAAUCCCAUGAAUCUCAGGAGGGGAACUCAAGGAUGUCACAUUCCAGUAGACGCAAUAAGAAGAGGAGGGAAAGAUCGAGGACACAUACAAGCCUCAACAGAAGUGAAUCCCAAAACGGGGAAUCCAAAACCGCCUCUCGAGAUGCCCGUACUUACCUGGAAAACAAGAAGCAGAGGUCGUUCGAAAGUGUUCAAUCAUUGGUGGACAAGAGGAGGGAAGAAAGGAAGAAAGCGCAACUCACGGGAUCUAGCCAUCCCACCAGCCUCGUCAUAAUGCCGCGGAAUGAGACCGGCAAGAGUAGCCUCCCCGAAGAUCUUAUGCCAAUAAUCUCUCCGUUGGCUCCGGAGAUACUGAAUACUCCCAACCCCGGGAAAAUAAAGAUUCCAAAUAUGGCGGCCUUCGAUGGAACAUCCUGCCCCGAGGAACACUUGAUGGCAUACAAAAACUUGAUGUUGCUGUACACCACCAACCCGGCAUUGUGGUGCAAAUUCUUCCCAACUACUCUCACAGGAGUAGCCUUGACGUGGUACACCUCUCUUCCAGGGAGAAGUAUCCAUACCUUUGCCCAAUUAGAGAGCAAAUUCCUGGGUCACUUUGUGGCAUCCAGAAGGCAGGAGAAAUCAAACUUCCAUUUGCUUAGCAUAACGCAACUGGAAGGGGAAUCCAUAUCAUCGUAUCUGAGGAAAUUCCAUGAGGCAGUGCUGGAGGCACAUGACCCAAAGAGGCGUAAAUCAGAAAAGAAGGAUCCAAUAUCCAAUCGCUCCUCAAGGAGCGUAGAGGAACAUACAUCUAGGAGGGAUAAAAAUUACAUGCCGCAUCGUCCAGAGCCUCCAUCAGACAUGGGACCUCCACGAUCCCGGCACGUAUAUGCCGUUGAAGGGGAGUCCAGGACGCGGAAUUUGCUUGAUAGAGGUAAUGACCCGAGGUUCAAUUUGAACAGGAAGGACAUUUUCUUCGCUGUUCGGGAUGAGUUGCCAACUCCACCUCCUAUUACCACUCCCUCCGAUCGACGCAACUACAAUCUGUGGUUCAUCAAUCGAAAGGACUAUGGCACGAGAGGCGACGCGGAAAGAAGGCCUUGGAACCAGAAAAGAAACGAGGCUAGGCGUGAAAGUUCCAACACACAAGGAACCAUCAAUAUGAUUUUCAGCGGCUACACCGAGGAAUAUCCCACAAUCCGCGCAGCGAAAGGCAGCGUCCAUACUCUGUUCAAAGGACCCCCAAAAACCACCUCAAGUGGGCCGAUCAUGAGAUUUGAUGCCACUACUUCCCAACCGUUGCAACAACAACACACUGAUCCUUUAGUGGUUACCAUCAAGAUUGGGCAAAUGAUGGUGAGGCGAGUAUUGGUGGAUACUGGAAGCACAGCCGAUCUUAUAACGAUGGAAUGCCUAAGAAAAAUGAAAUUCGAAGAAAAGCACCUGCAACCCCUUGAUAAACCUUUGAUUGGGUUUGGAGGAAACCAGGUCAUUCCAAUGGGAACAAUCAUACUCCCUGUGCGAGUAGGGGAAAGAAGCGGAAGCAGAACUAUGCCCAUACGAUUCACGAUCAAAGCAGCAAUCUUUCCUCAUCAACUCUUGUUGCAAUUCGAGCGGGAUGAUGGACAAGUUGGCAUCCUCAAGGGAGACCAGUAUAGCUGGAAGUAUCAGAAUAUAAAAUAUCCGCGUGAAAUGCUUCACAAAGGCAAGGAUGUCUCAGCUGGUUUGAGUGUUGUUACCACGCGUCUUGGGUAG
Amaranthus tricolor (Joseph's coat) is the source of this 1887-nucleotide messenger RNA. RefSeq lists its product as uncharacterized. The record is from RefSeq and is a predicted model, not a curated record. NCBI's taxonomy places the organism in Eukaryota, Viridiplantae, Streptophyta, Magnoliopsida, Caryophyllales, Amaranthaceae. The transcript is spliced from 5 exons. The coding region runs from base 1 to 1887 and encodes 628 amino acids.